Terrapene triunguis (Three-toed box turtle) is the source of this 1399-nucleotide messenger RNA. RefSeq names its product POC1 centriolar protein A (gene POC1A). Gene Ontology annotation, cellular component: ciliary basal body; centriole. NCBI's taxonomy places the organism in Eukaryota, Metazoa, Chordata, Testudines, Emydidae. The transcript has 11 exons. The record is from RefSeq and is a predicted model, not a curated record. Gene Ontology annotation, biological process: cilium assembly. Gene Ontology annotation, molecular function: protein binding. The coding region runs from base 37 to 1260 and encodes 407 amino acids.
CCAGAGCGACAGGCCCGGCAGCUCCCGCCGCACGCCAUGGCCGCCGCCGCCGGCCUGGAGGAUCCAUCUCUGGAGAAACACUUUAAAGGCCAUCGAGAUGCCAUCACUAGUGUGGAUUUCAGUCUCAAUAAGAAGCAAUUGGCAAGUGGCUCUAUGGAUUCGUGCUUGAUGAUCUGGAGUAUGAGAUCCCAAAUGAGAGCCUAUCGCUUUGUGGGUCACAAAGAUGCAGUGAUGUGUGUUCAGUUUUCACCUUCUGGCCAUCUGGUGGCCUCAGGCUCCAGAGACAAAACUGUCCGUUUAUGGGUUCCAAAUGUCAAAGGAGAAUCUACUGUGUUCAAGGCUCAUACGGCAACUGUAAGAAGCGUUCAGUUCUCCAGUGAUGGACAGUCCUUGGUUACAGCUUCUGAUGACAAAACAGUCAAAGUAUGGACAGUUCACAGACAGAAAUUUCUCUUUUCCUUGAGCCAGCACAUAAACUGGGUUCGCUGUGCCAAAUUUUCUCCAGAUGGAAGACUAAUAGCUUCUGCAAGCGAUGAUAAAACUAUCAAACUAUGGGAUAAAACCAGCAGAGAAUGUAUACAUUCUUUUUGUGAGCACGGUGGGUUUGUGAAUCAUGUGGAUUUUCAUCCCAGUGGUACAUGCAUUGCUGCAGCUGGUACAGAUAACACAGUGAAGGUGUGGGAUGUUAGGAUGAAUAGAUUACUUCAGCAUUAUCAAGUGCACAGUGCUGUGGUAAACUGUAUUUCCUUUCACCCCUCUGGAAACUACCUCAUUACUGCCUCCAAUGAUUCAACCCUUAAAAUUCUGGAUUUACUAGAAGGAAGGCUGCUGUAUACUCUUCAUGGUCAUCAGGGGCCAGCUACCUGUGUUGCCUUCUCAAGAAUUGGGGACUUUUUUGCUUCUGGAGGGUCAGAUGAACAGGUGAUGGUAUGGAAAACUAACUUUGAUGCUGCUGAUUAUGGAGAUGUAUUGAAAACUCAGAAGUAUGCCACUAAUGUAACAGGAACUCUUCACAAUCUGCAAUCAGAAAUGGAUUGCGGUGAUCCUCCCAAGAAAAACAAAACACAAGAAUCUGCCAGGAACCAGCACCAGCAAGAGGAGGAGACAAGUCUUGCAGAUACCCUAGAGCAUAUUGUGGGACAGUUAGAUGUUCUUACUCAGACUGUUUCCAUUCUGGAGCAGAGACUGACACUGACUGAAGACAAGCUGAAGGAGUGUCUUGAGAAUCAGCAGAAGCUCAUGCACAGUAAAGGGAAUUGAUUCCACGAGGGGCUGAUAAAGCCGGAGUUGUCUGGAGGCUUGGGGUUUUGUUUGUGUUUUUCUAAUACUUUGGGUGAAUCAUUUUUAACAGAUGGAAUCACUUAUUUUAUUAAAAUAAAAUGUACAGCCAAUGGCAUCU